GAGAGAGAGAGAGAGAGAGAGGCGGUUCAGGUCUGCAGGUGUCAUCGUCGUCUCUUCUUCCGUUUUACCGACAAUCUUCAUCCGUGAAUUCACCGUCUGUCCUGUGAUGGAAGCGAGAGAAGACAGAGGAGGAGGAGGAGGAGGAUACCACCGGGCAGCCAAGCGGCUCCGGACUGAGGAGGAGGCCGGCGCCGAGGAGCUGGAGGACGGGGAAGAGGAGGACUCCGCCGGUGAGGAUGCAGCGGGGAGCGGAGGCACCGAGAACAGGAGCCGGAGGAGCGAAGGGAAGGACGGAGGACAGGAGGACAGUCACCGCAUCCCCCCGUCUCCGGUGGUCCACGUCCGCGGGCUCUGCGACGCCGUGGUGGAGGCCGACCUGGUGGAGGCGCUCGACAAGUUCGGCAACAUCUGCUACGUCAUGAUGAUGCCCUUCAAGCGUCAGGCUCUGGUGGAGUUCGACAGCGUGGAGAGCGCCGAGCGCUGCGUGUCGUGCGGGACCCGUGAGGCCGUCUACAUCGCCGAGCAGCAGGCCUUCUUCAACUUCUCCACCAGCCAGAGAAUCACCAGACCCACCAACGCCGACGACCCCACCAGCGGGAACAAGGUCCUGCUGCUGUCCAUCCAGAACCCGCUGUACCCCAUCACCACGGAUGUGUUGUACACCGUCUGUAACCCCGUCAGCAACGUCCUGCGCAUCGUCAUCUUCAAACGCAACGGCAUCCAGGCCAUGGUGGAAUUUGAGUCAGUGGAGGACGCUCAGAAGGCCAAACUGGCUCUGAACGGAGCCGACAUCUACGCCGGCUGCUGCACGCUCAAGAUCGAGUACGCUCGGCCCAACAGACUGAACGUCGUCCGCAACGACAACACCAGCUGGGAUUACACCAAACCCUUCCUCCUGCACCGAGAGCGAGGGAAGGGGAGGCAGCGUCAGGCCAUCCUGGGAGAGCAUCCAUCUAAUGGCUACGGCCCACACUGCCCCCUGCUGCCUCUGCCUGCUAACAGCAGGUACAGGAGGAGCAGUGAGGAGGUGCAGGACAUGAUCUCCUACCCGCUGCUCCUUCCCAAGACCUCCUCCUCCUCCUCCUCUUCCGCCUCCUCCUUCCUGGGCCACGCCGCCUCCAGCUCCGUCGCCAUGGUGAGCGGCCUCCACCCGGCCAAGAUGAACUGCGGCCGUGUCUUCAACCUCUUCUGUCUCUACGGCAACGUGGAGAAGGUGAAGUUCAUGAAGAGUGUUCCCGGCACGGCGCUGGUGGAGAUGGGCGAUGAGUACGCCGUGGACCGAGCCGUGACUCACCUCAACAGCAUCAAGGUGUUCGGCAAAAAACUCAACGUCUGUGUGUCCAAGCAGCAGGCGGUGAUUCCCAGUCAGGUGUUUGAGCUGGCCGACGGCAGCAGCAGCUACCAAGACUUCAGCCUGACCAGAAACAACCGCUUCAGCAGCGCGCACAGCGGCAGGAACAUCAUCCAGCCGCCCGCCACCGUCCUGCACUUCUACAACGCCCCACCCACCCUCAGCCAACACCAGCUGCAAAAGCUCUGUACUGAACACAACGUUCCUGCCUUCACCAAGUUCAAGGUCUUCGAUGCCAAACCCAGCUCAAAGACUCUGUCGGGUCUGUUGGAGUUUGACAGUAAAACUGAAGCUGUGGAGGCUCUGACCGUCCUCAACCACCAUCAGAUCAGAAUACCCAACAGCUCCAACCCCUUCACCCUGAAACUCUGUUUCUCCACCUCCUCCCAUCUGUGACCCAAAAACAAGAUGGCCGCCAGUCACCUGCUCCUCCAGGAUGAAACAGAGAGAAAAUGUGUUCAUUACAAAAAUACGAAAAAGAUGAGGAGAGGAUUUCUGUUUUUCUGUGAGGUGUUUGAGUGGAUGACGUUUGUGAGUUUCAUGUCGACUCAGUGCGCAGCAGGAAGUGACGGAGUUGUGACGAGGCAUUUGAAGAAGAGAAGCACCUUAAUGACUCUGCAGUUAACUUCACUGGUGACGGUUUGAUUUUUUCUUUUUUCCUGAACGAUGUCAGAGGCCUGAGAGGAAAUCUUCUGCUCCGGCUGAAACGUGAACGUGAGUCUUCUUCCAACUGAACAGUUUUAUUCAAUCAAACAUGACAAAUCAAAUCAAUGAACGACUUUAUCCUCCAUGAAAAGGCCCUUUCAUAUCCUGAAGACAACUACAAAGAUGUAACUAUAGAAACAAUUAAACAGAAUUUUAGAAUUUGUUGUUGUACAAAAAAACUCAGGGAGGAAAAACUGUAAGCUAAUCAGAUAUCAGUCAGGAAGAGAGACGUGUUGUUCUGAAAAGUUAAAAUAUCUUUGUAGUUUUAAUAUGUCAGUUUAUUUUCUUUGUUUGAGCAUAGUUUAGGUUUUAUUUUGACUCAGUAAUACUUUCGAUUACGGCCUGCAGCGUACAGUACUGUGUAAUUCUUCAGUGCACCAGUAUAGUCCUUACAAUUACAUACAUGGAUGUACAAGGGACUAAGAUGUGACGUUAGAGAAUAAGAGGAUAACAACAUGGGAACUUAUAUUAUUAUACUGUUGGCAUUUUUAACUAAUGAGCACCUAAGGGUAAAGUGUAACAGUUACAUAAUAUAAAUCAGCUGUGUUUUCUUCAGACUACAGACGGUAACAAAAAGAAACUACAUGGGUCAAACAGAGGUCCAGGGAGCACACUGUUUGACCUGUAACCUGUAUGUAACUGUGCAUGUUGUAAGCAGAUCUACUUAACGUGUUCUUACAGGAGACUUGAGGUGGUACAGGUUCAUGUGGAUUGACAGUGUUGUUAGUGUUGUAGUUACAGAGCAGCUGAAGCUGUAGAGGAUGAUCUGUUAUACGUCCUGUUACUCAACAUUUUCAUGGGUCAGACUCAGUGUGUACCUUCAAACUAUUUCCACUGAGAUCCAAAAAACCUGCAGAGACCUGAUCCCCAAACCAGACAGGAGCUGUAGAAAACAGAUUUCUAAAUAUUCCCUUUAAAUUCCUCCUGAGCUCAGUGAUGGUCACACUGUGUCCUGUAAUAACAGAACUGGUAUCUGUUAGUUUGUACCUACAUGUGUGCAUCUGUUUUUAUUGGACUACUACACAAAUAUAACACUGUAAAUUUGGAAGAAUUAUACUUCACAGGCUGAAAUCUGAAGUUUUACCUUGUUAGAUUUUUCAAGUCCAUUGAGUUUAGUUACUGUUACUGUUGAAUCAGUGUUCUGUAUGUUUUUACAAAAUGACUUCAAAGCUGAGUGUUUUUAUUUCCUUGAUUUAUUGAUCAAUUGGUUUUUAACUGUUAUUUUUAGUUUAAUAAGACAAAGAUGGCAAAAAAACAUUAGUUCAGGUCAGUGUGUCUUUCAGCUGUUUUAAACUGAAUCUCUGUGUUUACAUCUUUUGAGAGGAGGGAGGUGAAUGUUGGUUUACUGAGGAAAAGAUCAGAAAUAUCAUCCUAGUCUCUUGUUUUCUUUCUAAUUAUCAGAAGUCAAUGGACAUUAAAGCACAACAUUGUGAACGGCCAGUGUUGAACCCAUGUUUACAGAAGAUUUCCAUUUUAAGGACUAAAAAUUCUUUUUAAUUUAAUUUUCAUUUUGGUUGUUUGAACUGUGACGUUUUCAGUAGCUAAUACUUUUGUGUGUUGCUGUAGUUUUGUGUAGUUACACACUGUGUUUGAUCGGCAUGUAGACUGUGAAGCUGAGAGAGCGUUAUUAGAAUCACAGUCAGAGGUUAACCUGUAACUGGGAGCAGCAGAAACAAGCUGUAACACUGACGUAUCAUCACACAGGGCUGGGCGAUAAAACCAUAACAAUAAUUAUUACAAUAUGAUUUUACAUCAUGAGAUAAGAUAUGAUGGAUAAAAUGUAUUUUCACAGAAAUGAAUCAUGACAAUCACGUUGCAGGAACAGAGGUCUGCGCUGCACAGGUUUGGUUUUAGCUUCUUAGCUUAGAUUUUAUCAUCGUAUUGUUUUUCUACCUCAGAUUUGUUCCACAGUCUGUCGAGUGUUUAGAGGAAGAGAAGUUUAAAACCAUAGUUAACUGUUUGGUUUCUUCAACUUUCACCCAGGAGCAAAAAUCAGCUUUUAAAGAUUUGACAUUUAUUGUGAUAAUUAUCGUUAUCGACUGAUAUGAAGCAAACAGUCGCCUCCUUUGACCGUUCCAACUUUGUGAAACGAUAAAGAGUCAGAUAUCAGUUUGUUCUGCUGCCCUCUAGUGGACAAUAAAUCUAUAAAUGUCAAUAGAAGCAGCUUUAAACAGCUGCAGGUGUUCAUGUGUUACAUGUGAUGGUGGAAGUUUUAGUCUUCACAUGACUGAACAGCAAUUACAACACGAAAAUAACUGUGUACCUGCUCGUGUCUCUGUAAAAACAUCAACCCUCCAACACUGUUUGCUAAUGUUUAUAUGUACAUGUGCUUCAUAUAAGACCUCAGCAGAAUACAUUAUCAACAGGUUUCAUAGGGACUAGUUCUUCUGCAGCCGUGUAGAUGAAGUCAUUUUCAAAGCUUGGUUUGGAGGCAUAAAUCAGAAACAGAUGCAUCCAGACAAAACCUGAACUGUCUGCAUGGACUGAUGUAUCUUCUCAGAGAGAUCUGCUUUAAACAGCUGGUUUCAGAUGGACAGCAGUGUGUUUCCCUGUAGAGACUCAGCCAUCAAAGGUGCCUGGACUUGGUUGUAGAUACCUGAAGAUGUGUUACCUCUGGAGGAGCCUCAAGUAUCUGCAACCAACUCCAGUCGCCUUUGAUUCGUGGAAAAGUCUGUUUGUUUUUCUUCCAUAAUAGCGAGUUAGGAGUGGGACUGAUUUGGAACCAGCGUAAUUAUUCAUUGUUCGUUAAAUAUGCUGAUGUUUUAACACAGAAAAGUGUCUCUGGAUCUGUCUCCUGUCUUUUCCCAUCAAGCCUCUGCUGACACCUUGAGAGACGCCGUCGGCUGCCUCUCACAGCGUCUAAUAAACUCUUUGUGACUGUG
Messenger RNA from Lates calcarifer (barramundi perch), 4938 nucleotides. Its product is annotated as heterogeneous nuclear ribonucleoprotein L-like. Gene Ontology annotation, biological process: regulation of RNA splicing; mRNA processing. Gene Ontology annotation, cellular component: nucleus. Gene Ontology annotation, molecular function: mRNA binding. Bases 107 to 1747 code for a protein of 546 amino acids. The transcript is spliced from 13 exons. NCBI's taxonomy places the organism in Eukaryota, Metazoa, Chordata, Actinopteri, Centropomidae. The record is from RefSeq and is a predicted model, not a curated record.